This is a messenger RNA of Ceraceosorus guamensis, 1032 nucleotides long. RefSeq names its product RBP11-like subunits of RNA polymerase. Lineage: Eukaryota; Fungi; Basidiomycota; Exobasidiomycetes; Ceraceosorales; Ceraceosoraceae. Gene Ontology annotation, cellular component: RNA polymerase III complex; RNA polymerase I complex. The coding region runs from base 1 to 1032 and encodes 343 amino acids. Gene Ontology annotation, biological process: DNA-templated transcription. The record is from RefSeq and is a predicted model, not a curated record. The transcript is spliced from 4 exons. Gene Ontology annotation, molecular function: protein dimerization activity.
AUGCCCUCAGUCGAUCCAUCCAGAUUAGUGGAGGUGUUGCCCGAACGAGUGGGCUCCGUCUCGGCUCCCGACUUCCCUCACCAUACGCCCGGCAAAGCAUUCCCCUCGGGAUGGGACUCGACGGCAUUCCGACGGGAUCUGAAAACCGAGAUCACUCGACUUUCCUCCGAGCGUCUAGAGUUCGAUCUGAUCGGCGUGGAUGCUAGCAUUGCAAAUGCGAUCAGAAGAACGCUGAUGGCCGAAGUACCGACCGUGGCUAUUGAAGACGUGUUUGUCUGGAACAAUACCAGCAUCAUUCAAGACGAGGUGCUGGCCCACCGUUUUGGGCUCAUCCCGCUCAAGAUUGAUCCCAGGCGAAUGGAGUUCAACAAUGGCGAGGCCAACGAUGCGAACACGAUGGUGUUCAAGAUAAAGGCAAAGUGCGAGCGCUUGCAAAAGACUGGACCGGAGCAUGUAGCCAUCAAGAACAGCAUCAUCACAACCUCACAAAUGGUGUGGGAGCCCAAAGGCGAUCAACAGACGGACUGGGCUUCCGAACCUCCCCGGCCUGUGCAUCAAGACAUCAUCUUGCUCAAGAUGCGGCCCGGUCAAGAGGUGAAUUGCGAACUGCACUGCAAAAAGGGGCGAGGAAAAGUCCACGCAAAGUGGUCGCCUGUAGCCACGGCUUCGUAUCGACUGCUGCCUCACAUCGAUAUUGUGCAGCCUAUCCCCUUGCAACAUGCAAAGAAAUUCGUGGAGUGCUUCCCGCAGGGCGUGAUCGGUGUACGGAAAAGCAAGAGCACGGCAGAGGAGGAGGUGUAUGUUAAAGAUCCGAGGAGGGACACUGUAAGCAGAGAAGUGCUUCGACACGCCGAAUUCUCGGACAAGGUCAAGCUGGGUAGAGUCAGAGAUCACUUCCUCUUUGAUAUCGAGUCUACUGGCAUUUACCCCCCCGAAGAUCUCCUACCCGCCGCUCUGCUCGAGCUUAAGGAGAAAGUCAGGACUGUGCGAGAAGGUGUGGAAGCUUUGCAAUCUUACCACAUGGGCGCAUGA